AUGAAGGUGCUGAGGAUUUUUCUGUUGCUGGAAGUUUCAGGCUUCUUUCCUAUUCUUUCCAGCCCUUCUCCAAUCCAUUGCCGCUGGAAUUCUUUUGGUCCUUGGUCUGAGUGCAAUGGCUGUACUCAAAAACAGAUUAGGAGACGGACAGUGGCAGUUUAUGGCCAGUAUGGGGGAAACCCCUGCUCUGGGCAUACCUUUGAAACAAGACCAUGCACCCCCACAAGGGGAUGCCCAACAGAAGAUGGCUGUGGUGAUCGCUUCAGGUGUUUCUCAGGUCAGUGCAUUAGCAGAUCCCUAGUGUGCAAUGGCGAUCAGGACUGUGAGGAUGAUGGUGCAGAUGAAGAUCGAUGUGAAGAGAGGAAAACUGUAUGUGAUAUUGACAAAACACCUCUGAAUUCAGAACUUACAGGAGCAGGCUUUGAUAUUAUUACUGGUGAGACUAAGGGAAGAGUCAUUCAUACAAAAAGCUUUGGAGGGCAAUGCAGAAAGGUCUUCAGUGGCGAUAGGAGAGAAUACUACAGGCUGAGUGAAAGUGUUCUCGCUUAUAAUUUUCAGGUUAAAGUUCAAAAUGAUUUUAGUUAUGAGUUUUUCAACAGCACCUGGUCUUAUAUGAAACAAGUAGAGAAGUAUGAAAAUUCAAACAAAUACAAGCAGACAGAGAAUAAAAAUCAGCAAAAGAGUAAGCAGCUGAUGGUUAUUGAGAACAGUGUGGAAGUUGCUCAGUUUAUUAACAACCGCCCAGACUUUCUCACUCUUGCGGAGCCUUUCUGGAAGGAACUGUUCAACCUUCCAGUCAUCUAUGAGUACAGCAUCUACCGAAGACUUAUUGAACAUUUUGGGACACACUUCUUACACUCUGGGUCUCUAGGAGGACACUACAAAGUUAUUUUUUAUAUGGAUACUGACAAAAUGAAAGCAGAAGGUGUCAGCAUAACAGACUUGUACAAGUGUACCUCAUCAGGCUGGAAUGCACUCAUUGUGAAAAAGAAGAAGACGGAAUGCACCAAACUGGAUGAACUCCUACGGACUUCUUCAGGAAGCACUGGCAAUAAAAUUAAAGGAGACCCUUACAUAGAAGGAGGAAGCCCAGGUGCUGUUGCUGGCCUUAGUUAUCUAGACUUGGAUAAUCCUGCUGGGAACAAUCGGAUGUACACUUUGUGGGCUGCAUCAGUGACAGACUAUCCCAGAGUAAUUAAAAAAAAGCUAACACCACUAUAUGAGCUGGUAAAGGAAGUGCCCUGCUCCUCAGUCAAAAAGCACUACUUAAAACAAGCCAUUGAAGAAUAUAUGGCUGAAAAUGAUCCCUGCAAAUGUCAACCUUGCCAGAAUGGUGGUGAGGCAGCCGUGGAAGGAACACAGUGUGUGUGUUACUGCAAGCCUUACACCUUUGGAGUGGCUUGUGAGCUGGGAACCCUCGUGCAAGAUCAGCCAGGCGUUGUUGAUGGACACUGGAGCUGCUGGUCUUCCUGGAGUCCUUGUUCAGGGGGAAGGAAAUCAAGGAGUAGAACCUGCGACAACCCCUCCCCACGUGGUGGUGGGAAGGCCUGCCUGGGAGAGCAGCAUGAAAGCAAAGCGUGUGAAGAUGAAGAGUUGCAGCAUCUUCGCUUGAUUGAACCACACUGUUUUGAUUUAUCCAUAAAUCCUACAGAAUUUUGUUCACCUCCUCCUCUCUUAGAAAAUGGAUUUGUUCAAAAUGCUGAAAACUCAUACCCAGUUGGGAAAAAUAUUGUUUAUGCAUGCAAACAUGGAUAUUCUCUUGUUGGUGAUCCUGUUGCUAAGUGUCGCAGUAAUUUACAGUGGCAAGUUGGAGAGAGAUAUUGCCAGGAAACCGCUUGUCUCCUGCCUGAGCUGGAGGGGGGUUUGCAAGGAGAGCCAUGGAAACCUGUGUACGAGAUUGGUGAGAGAAUAACUCUGUCUUGUCCACAUGGCAUGCACUUGGAAGGGGCACAGUCCAUUUUGUGUGAGCCCAGCCUCAAGUGGUGUCCUGAUGUGAAGACUAUCCAGUGCAAGAGACCAGUGCCCAGUGUGAAAACAGAAGUGACAGAGCCUAAAUGUCAGCCAUGGGAGAAAGUAUAUCAGUCACAAUGUGUGUGCAAAAUGCCCUAUGAGUGUGGUCCUUCUCUGGACACUUGCGCUACUGAUCAAAGAACCAAGAGAAACACACCUUUAACUGUUUGCAAGAUGCAUGCCUUGGAGUGCAUGGGUAGAAAAUACUCUCUGACUAAUGCAGAAAACUGCAAAGUACCUCAGGCAGCUGAAAUACCAUGUGGAUCAUGCCGUUCAUGGGAAAAAUGUAAUGUGCCAUCCAACACCUGUGUUUGUGAUGAAGAUGGGCUGUGUGAGGAGGGAGGUGCCCAGGUCUGUGCUGAAGUGAGCGGCUCUGCUGCCCAUCGGACCAUGACCGAGUGCGAGGUUGGGCUGCUCAGAUGCCGGGGGGAGACUGUCACCCUUGUCAGCAUAAGGCCCUGUGACACGCAGAGUAAAUAA
Camarhynchus parvulus is the source of this 2490-nucleotide messenger RNA. It is a transcript of the gene C7, whose product is annotated as complement C7. The coding region runs from base 1 to 2490 and encodes 829 amino acids. Gene Ontology annotation, cellular component: membrane attack complex. Gene Ontology annotation, molecular function: protein binding. The transcript is spliced from 18 exons. Gene Ontology annotation, biological process: immune response. NCBI's taxonomy places the organism in Eukaryota, Metazoa, Chordata, Aves, Passeriformes, Thraupidae. The record is from RefSeq and is a predicted model, not a curated record.